This is a messenger RNA of Lactuca saligna, 1637 nucleotides long. The record is from the annotation of a GenBank genome assembly. Lineage: Eukaryota; Viridiplantae; Streptophyta; Magnoliopsida; Asterales; Asteraceae.
CCCAGAUGCAGAGUUGACAUUUGCUUGGUUCAAGGGGAUCAGCUGCUACGGGGCUUAAAUCGAGCUUAAUCUUGGAUCUUGUGUUGUUCUUUUUUCUCUUCUACAAAUCUCAGCCAUGGUUACGAUCGUCUAAGAUUUACAGAAUUCCCCUUUAAGCUGACCAUAUUUCUAGAGAUAGAAACACUCUACUCAUCAAUUUCGUUCCCGAUAUUAGUGGCAGAUCCGUUUCGCCAAAAAAUUCAUUCAUUCUACAAGAAAAACAAUCUAGAGAGAGAACUGUGUGUGAGAGAAGGGGAUUUGCAUUACAGAGAGCAUUGCCAUUGACAAGGGUAGAAAAUGGGGUGCUCUUUCUCGGGACUCAACGCCUUAUACGAUUCUACUGCUGGCGAUGUUUGGAUCAACGAAAAUCGCUUCAAAGUUAUCCGGCAGCUCGGUGAAGGUGGAUUUGCCUUUGUGUAUCUAGUUAAGGAAGUUGUUAAUGACACUUCCGAUGGUGGCGUCUCUAAGAAAUUCAAAGAUCCUUCUCACAUCUCUGAUGAUGGAACUUAUGCUAUGAAGAAAGUCCUGAUUCAGAAUAACGAGCAGUUGCAGUUCGUGAAAGAGGAGAUCCGUAUCUCGUCCUUGUUUAACCACCCAAAUCUGCUUCCCUUACUUGAUCACGCCAUUAUUUCAGUAAAGGGCACACCAGAACAGAAUUGGACACAUGAAGCGUAUCUGCUAUUUCCAGUCCAUAUGGAUGGAACAUUGCUGGACAAUGCAAAAACCAUGAAAUUCAAGAAGGAGUUCUUUUCCACCUCUGAUGUUCUCCAAAUUUUUCGUCAGCUUUGUGCAGGACUUGAGCAUAUGCAUAGUCUUGAAACUCCAUAUGCACAUAAUGAUGUGAAACCGGGAAAUGUCCUUCUAACACAUCGUAAAGGGAAGCCACCAUUGGCUGUUUUGAUGGAUUUUGGAAGUGCUCGUCCUGCUAUAAAGCAGAUCCGAUCUCGAUCAGAGGCCCUCCAGCUGCAGGAAUGGGCAGCUGAACAUGUUUCAGCUCCUUUUAGAUCUCCUGAAUUGUGGGAUUGCCCAAGUCAAGCUGACAUUGAUGAAAGGACUGAUGUAUGGUCUUUGGGUUGCACUCUGUAUGCUAUAAUGUAUGGUGUUUCUCCAUUUGAGUAUGCACUAGGGGAGUCAGGAGGAAGCUUGCAGUUGGCUGUGAUGAAUGCACAGAUCAAGUGGCCAACAACAACACUUAAUCCUAAACAAUCAUAUCCGGAUGCUCUUCAUCAAUUUGUGUCAUGGAUGCUGCAGCCUCAAGCCACAGUUCGACCUCGCAUAAAUGACAUUGUUAUUCAUGUUGAUAAGUUGAUUGCAAAAUUCUCCCAUUAAAUUAUAACUUAUACUACACUUUUCACUUCUAUAGUUACCAGUGUUGGGUUGGGUUUCUACUUUCUAGUUUAAUGUUUGCUACAUCUAAAUCUUGCUACCUGUGAAAGGGUGUUGGCUGUUGAUGAUGUAUCAUUUUGACUAGAUUUAUUUAUCUUCAGUUUUUGUAAUAUUUAUUGUAAAACAUAUUCAGGUGGUGUUGGACUGCUGGUGGCAACCUAUAAAUGUUGGAAAAAGUUAUGAAUGAUAAAAAUUAGAAAUUUUCUUACAAA